Molecule: messenger RNA, 1286 nt
Organism: Anopheles stephensi (Asian malaria mosquito)
Lineage: Eukaryota; Metazoa; Arthropoda; Insecta; Diptera; Culicidae
Product: brachyurin-like
Exons: 2
Coding region: 75-1010 (311 amino acids)
Biological process (GO): proteolysis
Molecular function (GO): serine-type endopeptidase activity
Source: RefSeq, a predicted model, not a curated record
CGAUUUCCGAAUGCAGUUGGCAUUGGGACGCCGUACGAAGCGAACGCGUUUUUCUUCCGAGAGUGAGUGAAGAGAUGAUGGCAGGGUCGGGUACAUUGACGCUGAUAGUGGCAACGGCGGCUGUCUUGCUUGCUGUUGGAGGGCUGGCUGUUGAAGGAGCCCGCUUCAAGGGAACGAUCGAUUGGAGCCGUGUGAGACCUUUGAAUGAAUUUCCUCACAUUGCGGCACGCGUGAGCCAGCUGAAGCAAGCACCGCUACGGGAUGGUGGAUUCAAAGGACCUUCGGCGCGCAUCGUUGGUGGAUCGAUUGCUACUGCUGGACAGAUCCCUUACCAGGUUGCCGUACUCUCCGACUUAGAAUCGGGACAGGCCCUGUGCGGAGGUGUCCUGCUGUCCAGCAACUACGUCCUAACGGCCGGUGUCUGUGUCGAGAAUACGUCCGGUGGUGUGAUCGUGCUCGGUGCACUCAAUCUGCAGAACGAGGCAGAAGCGGGCCAGGUCCGGGUCACGUACGCUGCCGGUGACGUUCGGCUGCACGAAGAAUUCUUGGGUGUAAUCUUCCGCAACAAUAUCGCCGUCAUUCGGUUGUCCGAGUCGGUUACGUUCAGUGAUCGCAUUCAACCGGUGCGCAUACCGGCAGCUACCGACAGCCGUACCUUUGCCGGUAUGUUGGCGACGGUGAGCGGGUUCGGCCGUACGUCUGACUCGAGCACCUCCUUCUCGGAUGUGCUGCGGUACGUGCGCAAUCCCAUCAUGACCAAUGCCGACUGUCACGAUACGGCCUGGGGUGGACUGAUCGAUGGACAGAAGAUGUGCCUGCACUACAUGGAAGCUCGUGCCCCGUGCGAUGGGGAUGUCGGUGGCCCGAUGACGGUGGUUGAUGGUGGCAGUACGCUGCUGGUUGGACUGUACUCGUUCGGGUCGGUGUUGGGUUGUGAAAGUGAUUGGCCAGCAGUGUUCGUGCGGCUUACCUUCUACCGUCAGUGGAUCGUCGCCAACACGGAUGUGUAAAGAGUGCGGGCGAUGUAAAGACGUCCCUAUCGUCCCACGUUAAGGCUCCGUGUUGCACCACUCUGUGGGCAUGUGGUGUAGGAAGUUGGUGCGAAGGUUACCGAAAGGUUUUACUACCGUCGAGCGGUGGAAGCGUCAAUUAAGUCACCGGCAAUAAACCAAAACACCCGGUCAGAGGCAAGCUGAACAAUCAUCGUGGCUAUAAACAACGGUAAGCGCGGACCUGAUAAGAUAGAACGUAUUCGAGAUGAAAUAAACUAACGAGUUGAUCGCCAA